Messenger RNA from Cynocephalus volans (Philippine flying lemur), 809 nucleotides. It is a transcript of the gene PDCD5, whose product is annotated as programmed cell death 5. Gene Ontology annotation, cellular component: cytosol; nucleus. Gene Ontology annotation, molecular function: DNA binding. Bases 319 to 696 code for a protein of 125 amino acids. Lineage: Eukaryota; Metazoa; Chordata; Mammalia; Dermoptera; Cynocephalidae. The transcript is spliced from 6 exons. The record is from RefSeq and is a predicted model, not a curated record.
CGCGCACCCAGCAUCGCGCACGCAGAAGCUUACAUUGCGGGUGGGGAGGUGGGGCCCGAAGGCCCAGCGGGGCGCUUCUGAGCACGGCCCCGCCCCACCGCCCACCCAACACGAGAACAGCCACGCCCGCAGCCUGCGAUCGGGGGAUCGGGCCUCUCCCCGGCGCCCUGGCGGCGGCUCCGGGCUGGAUUGGUGACGCCUGGGCGCUGCGGGCGCCUGCGCAGUGGUGAGGGCCGCGCUCGUGGAGAGGGGCUGCAGGAAAUACCUCAGAGAGGGCCGCCGAGUGGCUGCGGCUGCUCGACCCCAGGCGGCUGCACCAUGGCGGACGAGGAGCUGGAAGCUCUGAGGAAGCAGAGGCUGGCCGAGCUGCAGGCCAAGCACGGGGAUCCUGGGGAUGCAGCACAACAGGAAGCAAAGCAAAGGGAAGCAGAAAUGCGAAACAGUAUCUUAGCCCAAGUUCUGGAUCAGUCAGCCCGGGCCAGGUUAAGUAACUUAGCACUUGUAAAGCCCGAAAAAACUAAAGCAGUAGAGAAUUACCUUAUACAGAUGGCAAGAUUUGGACAACUAAGUGGGAAGGUAUCAGAACAAGGUUUAAUAGAAAUCCUUGAAAAAGUAAGCCAACAAACAGAAAAGAAAACAACAGUUAAAUUCAACAGAAGAAAAGUAAUGGACUCUGAUGAAGAUGACGAUUAUUGAACUAAAAAUGUUUAAAGACUGGAAUUUAAUGGAACAAUUCUAGGACAGAAGUUAAAAUCUGAUUAAAUGUUUACUUUGUUUAUUGUCUAUAUGCCUUUUAAAAAAUAAACUUG